AGGCAUAGUGCAGCAGAAGAAAAUGGACAACAACUGCAUUUCUUUUUAUUGAAACAUCAUGAACAAAGCCACAAGCACGAGAACAACAUCCAGUAUUGAAGAAAGAGACAAAAGAAUAUGAACCUCCAACCAUUCCUAGCAAAUGUAUUAUGUUGUCAUCUUUUGGACACUAGAGAAUUAUUAUCUGUGUCAUGAUAUCUUUCUAAAGCUAAAAAGAAGCCUUCUUGUGAAUUGUGGGUGGAUGAUGUGGACCUACAAAGCAGCCACUUCUGUUAGCUCAGGAAAAGAUAACAAAGAGCAAAUGCCUGCAAAUGCAGGCAGGAAUCUCAGGUCAGAACCUCAUCCAGGUUCUGACAAAGCACUGGAUUUUGCUAUGGUAUCUCCAAGGGUGUCUCCUGCCCUCCCACACCAGACAGAUUGGCUCCAAAACCAAACUCUGUCAGCUACCAUCAUCAAGGCUGUGUGGCGGGGAUAUUGCAGCCGAAGAGAAGUGGACAAAAUUAACAAAGCUGCUGCCAGGAUUCAGGCAGCUUAUCGAGGCUACAGGACACGGCAGGAAAUGCCCUUUGGGUUUCACUAUUGCCCUGCAUACAGUAAGCUUAUAGUAAACGAGGAAACAGAAAAAAAGACAACGGUUCUCCCUCUUGUCAUGGAGGGCUAUGUGUGUUGGGCUAAGGGCUCCCAGUCACCAGUCAUUACCCCUGAAAAUGAGAGGCUGAGAGGUCAAUGCAGAGAUAGACAUGAACCAGGCACUUCUGUCACUCCUGGAGCCAUUACCUUCAAAGCAGAGGUUUCUGUCAUGCCCUGUAAUGUCUUGACCCUUGCUAACAGUUUGCUUACUCCUGAAGUCUUUCAAGCCUUGUCAUCUCAACAGCAAGUUCAUGAUGCUGCAGAUAAAAUUUCGGCUGCGAGGAGAGCUUACCAAAGCAGAUGUAAGCCUGAUAAAAUGAAAAGACAAGCUGAGAAAAUAGCAGAGCUGAGCCAGAUCUUCAUUUACAGUUAUCAAUUCACACUAAACAGUUGUAAGAAUUACCAAAUUUCAGAGUUAGCUAGUGUUACUAAAAUGCAGGAGUGGACCACAGAGCCCCAAGACACAGUGCCACAUCCUGGACAAGUCCUCACUGUGAAGUUAGAACUGAGAAAGGAAAACAAAGACUCUAAUGCAGAGGGCAGUGCACCAUCUCUGAGAAAGAUUAUCGUGCAUACAGUAAUGAAGGGCCUGAGCACCUCCACAAGGCCUGUCUCCCUGCGUGUCUCCAGCACCAAUGCAGCAGUGGAAGGCUUUUAGAGGGCAGUGCGCGGCAGGCAGUCGCAUGGACUGUACACGGUCAGAAAGCAUGGGGGCUCAAAGCUGUCUCAAGUCCGCAUUCAUGUAAAUGUGGUGGAAAUGGAAAGGAGGACAGGCAAGAGUCCAUGAUGGUAGGAAGACGCCAACAAACCCAGAAUCGGAACGGCCCUUGUUCUGCAAAACCUUGCCCUGUACUUGCAGAGCCUGGUCACCACUGGAGCAACUGUCUGGGUGUACCUUGAAAGUGAGUUCCAUUCCGGCAGCCUCCCUCAAGGGUCCCAGGUGGACAGCUGGCUGCAGACUCUGUGCCCUCUGGCCUGUGAAAGUGUCUGGUGCUGCAGAAGCUGCCAAGCUGGGCUAGAAACAUCCCUUGCCUGGAGAAGAUGCGUGUUUUAGGAAGCUGCUGAUGGGAGAGGUGUAUACUGCCAGCAAGGACUGACAGCAGAGAGGAUCGGUGGGGAAGUACCAGGGCAAAGCUGAGGCUCCAGCAGUGCUGCCCUUUCCCACAGCACUUCUGCUCCAGAAGCUGUCCCUUGUCCCUGCAGGGCUGGUGUUUGCCUGCUGGCUCCCUGUGUUGUGUGACAUGGCACAAAGAAGUUUGAGCUGCCCAGAGGGUUCCAGCAUUGCUUGUGCUCAAGCAGCUCUUGGCUCUUUUCAGCCUAGAAUUGCAGCCUCACAUCAGUUACAAACACACAAAACCCAUGGAAAAUCAAAGGAAGGUUCUCAACAGAGAAGAUUCAAGUUUUACCCAGGAAUUCAUUUGCUGUCUCAAGGUGGGUGCUCCCAGUCAUCCAUGGUAUGUCUGGUAAAACAGAGUGUCUGUGUGUACCUGCCUUCCCAAAACGUUGAGGAGCAUGGCUGAAUAAAGGCCUGUAAA
Messenger RNA from Neopsephotus bourkii (Bourke's parrot), 2165 nucleotides. RefSeq lists its product as uncharacterized. Lineage: Eukaryota; Metazoa; Chordata; Aves; Psittaciformes; Psittacidae. The transcript has 3 exons. Gene Ontology annotation, molecular function: protein binding. Bases 143 to 1288 code for a protein of 381 amino acids. The record is from RefSeq and is a predicted model, not a curated record.